Messenger RNA from Gamsiella multidivaricata, 2106 nucleotides. RefSeq lists its product as uncharacterized. The record is from RefSeq and is a predicted model, not a curated record. NCBI's taxonomy places the organism in Eukaryota, Fungi, Mortierellomycota, Mortierellomycetes, Mortierellales, Mortierellaceae. The transcript has 2 exons. Bases 226 to 1953 code for a protein of 575 amino acids.
UGGUACUUUUCACUUUUUGGAGGACCAAGCUGAGGGUCUAGGGGGAGGGCUGUGAUACUCAUGUACUUUGGGUCUUUCCCGGACGGGACAGGACAGGACCAAAAGAAAACCCAUCUGGGUGUAGGCAUCUAUGCCAUUGGUUUCUUAAUAUAGAUUGUUUUUUUCCUGUUGGCCUUUGGGUCCUUGCUUGACACAUCUAAUCCCCUAUUUGAUGGUUUUUUUUUCAUGCAAAAAAAAAAAAUAGGUGCCGCGGGCGCAUUGCAAACACUUCUGUGGAUCUUUCAGUCGAGAAUCUAUGAGAACGGGAGGCCGACGGUCCAGGAGUGUGUCCUCAACGCGUUGUUUUCGGCCCUGUUUCUGUUUGCGGCCGCCUGGCAGUUUUACCAGGCCUUCGCCAAUCAAUUGCCAACGGACUUUUUGUGCCCGACGGACGGGUAUGACGAGACGGUGCGUUGCCGACUGUGGCAGUCGCAGAUCGUCGGUUGUGCAGUCUGUGGGGUCAUGUUCUUUUUGUCCACCAUCCUCUUGAUUCUCCUAUUCCGAAGCCGGCCCUUGAUUUUUAAGGACUUGACAGAGGACAUGAUCACGAGCUCGCCGCUUACGGUGACCUCAUCGGUGGUGAGAGAGGAUCCGAAGCAGCAUGAGAGGUCAGAGGCGGAGGCGAUCGCUGUAGAGGCAGAGAGGAGGAGACUGUUGCAAAGACAACAGAUGCAGGUGCAGCAGCAGCAGCAGCUGGCGCGCCCUAUGCCUCAGCAACAACCAGUGCCGUCGCUUCCGUACCAGCAGCAUCAGUAUCAAACCCCGCGUGUUGUCCCGCCUAUGCAGCAGACCCAGCAUCGGAAUUCGUCUGGAUAUUUCAACCAAGGACGCCAGCAGCAGCCCUAUCAACAGCAGGCAAGGGUGCCGCCACAACAGCCAGUGCCAGUGCCAGUACCAGUGCCAGUGCCAGUGCCAGUGUCAGUGCCAGCGCCGACGACCAUCGACAACGAGACAUACUACAACAACAACUACGCGCUCCAGAAACAACAAUCAUACGACAUGGAUCCGGUAACGACGGCAUCAGAAGCGGCAGAUGGCAAUGGGUACACGAUCCGAGCACCCGUGAUCGCACCUACAGGCAUGAGCGGAUAUACAGAAGAACCAGACGGCUACCUGGACACUCCGGGAACUAUGGAUGUGGCGUAUGGAGACUACAACGAGUACACGUUUGAUCCACUUGACCCGACGGAUACAUCCGAUGAUCCGACCUCACAAGAAGCGCUGGCACAUCUGGCGUACGCGGAGCAGCUCCGGGAACAGCAAUUGUAUCAUCAGAACAUGGCGGAGGUGCUUCAGAAGCAGCAGCAACAGAAACUGCAGAAACUGCAGCAACAGCAACAGCAACAGCAACAGCAGACGCAGCGGGAGGAAAUAAGUAGGCCACCCCCGGCAUCAGGCUCGACAGUCGAGUUUUAUCCGCCCCCACCGAGGCAUAGCGCAACCAUGCCGCCUUUACCUGUGAGCGCGAAUGCGGUCACGUCGGCACCCUCUUCAUCAAUGACCGCGAAUGCGACCGUGGGCGGUACGUCCCAGAGGAUGGAGGAUUACCCGUAUGCGAAGCGAACGACCCAGGAUUUCAACACGGGAAUGGUCACGCCGGGAUCGAACACGAGUAGCUCAAAGAUCGUGGCGAGUCCACAACAGUAUCCGGAAAGAAGCCCAAAGCAGUUUCCAGAGAAUGAUACUCCGAGGGAGUCAUACCACUCGGAUGAGCGGUACAAGGCUGAUCUGCUGGGGGAGCUCCGAAGAGCACGUCGGGAGUCAGAAAUGAGUUCGGGCGUGAAUCCGGGAGAGACUGAUGAGUAUCAUGAUUAUAAGGUCCAGGUACCGUCCGAGCGUGGUGGGUCGAGUAUCCUGGCCAAUACUUCAAAAUAUGUCCCGCCGCCGACAAAAUCUAGGACCAUGUGGUCCUAACGGUCAGUCCCUCGUCCCUAGGGGCUUCAUUGUCGAUACUUUUGCUCCAUUUUUUCUUAGUGACAUAUAUAUAGAUCAUUCAUCAAAUUGCCAGUUAUAUUCUUGCAAGAAUAACCAUAUCACAAAUCCUCUUUUUUUUUUUUUUUUUUUGCC